Messenger RNA from Daldinia childiae, 3528 nucleotides. RefSeq names its product DNA repair protein rhp26. Lineage: Eukaryota; Fungi; Ascomycota; Sordariomycetes; Xylariales; Hypoxylaceae. The record is from RefSeq and is a predicted model, not a curated record. The coding region runs from base 1 to 3528 and encodes 1175 amino acids. Gene Ontology annotation, molecular function: ATP-dependent chromatin remodeler activity; ATP binding. Gene Ontology annotation, biological process: transcription-coupled nucleotide-excision repair. The transcript has a single exon. Gene Ontology annotation, cellular component: nucleus.
AUGACGCCUACUCCUACUCAUGAGGAUAGACCGAAGGCAGAGUCGGACAAUGCGCGGCAGUCCGACGGGUUAAUUACUGAACAGACUACUACGAUCGUACAGGAAGCCUCCGCUGCCGACCCUGGAUUAGAAAAUGGUACUAUCGAUAUUAAAGACGAGGACUCCGCUCUGAGGAACCUUACAGCAGGCGUGCGCGAUCAGGAUGACCUCGAGCGAGAUAUUACCUUCAAAGCGAACCUUGCCUUGAUCGAGGCUGAAGAUAAGCGAGACGAAAAACGUAUAGAGAAGGUGCAGGCCACUAUACAAAAGCUCAAUGCCCAGAAGAAGACGCAAGAGGAGCAGUUCCGGAAAGCAAUUGGUAGACCUAAACUAAAGCAGACUCUACGAGAGAAAAUCGCACGAAUAGACGCAGAAAUUGAACUAGCAAAUAAAGACAUAGUAGAUUUCCGCGCUCGCAUCGAGGGACGACAUCAAGAUAAUGAACAUGCCGAACACAUUCAGGGUGGGAACAAGAAGUUGCCCAAUGAGACUCACCGUGAAUUUUUAAUCCGUACCGGGAAAAUCACGCCCUUUGCGAAUUUCGGGGGACCUCGACCUCAGGGAGUUGAGGGAGAAUUAGCGGACGCUUUGAUCGACGCAGAGGACGAGGCUGCGGCAGAGCAGUUGGAGGAGCAAGAUGGUUAUGAGCCACAAUCUCACCAAAAUCUACGUGCGCCUGGGUUUGACGAGAAUCCCAGUUUAGCCAUAGCAGCGGCAGAGACCGAAUUCUCGUUGCGCCCACGAAAGAAGCGAAGAGUGCAGCGUGAUGUCGUAUCAUCGGAUGAAUUUGCACCGCAUGCUUCUUCUGAUGCGCUCGAUGCGGAUUCUAUUGUUGGCCAGGAGUCGGAAGACUCCGAGCUCGAACGACCUCGUAAAAAGUCUAAGAAGGUAGCAAAGGACGACGGUAAGGUAGAUCUCAGUCAGAUUGACGAUGGAAACGAGGCUAGUUAUCAGGCUCGACUUGCAGACUGGGUGGACAGGCGUGGCAAAGCCAGACGCCAAAGGCGACAAGAAAGAAAGGAAGAAGGACAUGAUGAAGUUGAUAGCGGAGAUGAAGAAGAGUGGUUCAAACCUUCUCCAGACCAUACCGACCAUCACUUCGAAAACGACUUAAAGUUACCCGGCGAUAUAUACCCUGCUCUGUUUGACUAUCAGAAGACCGGGGUGAAGUGGCUAGCCGAGCUUUAUUACCAAAAAGUAGGGGGCAUUGUUGGUGACGAGAUGGGCCUCGGAAAGACUAUCCAACUCAUCUCAUUUGUCGCCACUCUGCAUCAUAGCAAGCAGCUUGACAAACCAGUCAUCGUUGUGGCACCAGCUACUGUCUUGAGACAGUGGGUAAACGAAUUCCAUCGCUGGUGGCCUCCCCUCCGCGUGUCAAUUCUCCAUUCGUCUGGUAGUGGUAUGCUCAAUAUGAGAGCUGAGGGUAAGAUUGAAGAUGAAGAAGAGAUGUGGGAUGAAAGAGAAAACAAGGGGGUUAACAAAGCUGCCAAGAAGAUUGUGGAUCGAGUGGUCAAACAGGGUCAUGUUCUAGUCACCACCUACGCCGGCUUGCAGACGUACGGACGGAUCCUAACCCCUAUCGAAUGGGGCUACGCAGUCUUAGACGAAGGCCACAAGAUCCGAAAUCCAAAUAGCGCGGUCACGGUAUAUUGCAAGGAGUUGCGGACGCCAAAUCGAGUCAUUCUUUCCGGUACUCCGAUGCAAAACAAUCUCAUGGAAUUGUGGUCAUUGUUUGACUUUAUCUUCCCAAUGCGACUAGGGACGCUUGUUGAUUUCCGUAACCAGUUCGAAAUACCUAUACGAUUAGGAGGCUAUGCAAAUGCUACAAAUCUCCAAAUCAUGACAGCUCAGAAAUGUGCCGAAAUAUUGAAGGACACAAUAAGCCCAUUUCUACUUCAACGAUUGAAAGUCGAUGUUGCAGCCGAUCUCCCGAAAAAGAAGGAACAGGUUCUUUUUUGUAACCUUACAAGACCUCAGCGUGAUGCCUACGAGUUCUUCCUCCAGUCAAAAGAAAUGGGCGCUAUUCUUGUCGGAUCAAGGAAUUCACUUUAUGGAAUUGACGUCCUCCGAAAGAUUUGCAACCACCCUGACCUAGUUGAUCCUGGAUUAAAGAUAAAAGAAGGCUACGAAUGGGGAGUCUCUAAGAAAUCCGGCAAGAUGCAGAUUGUAGAAGCGCUUCUCCAAAUGUGGAAACGAUUCGGACAUAAGACUCUUCUAUUCAGUCAAGGUAUUCAAAUGCUUGAUAUCCUUGAGGCAUUUGUAAGGCGCCUAGGGUAUAUCAAUUACCUGCGAAUGGAUGGUGGCACUGCUAUUAAAGAUAGACAGAGCCUCGUUGACCAAUUUAAUAAUACCCCAGAAAUUGAUCUCUUUUUACUAACCACAAAGGUUGGCGGCUUAGGAGUGAACUUGACUGGCGCAAAUCGGGUUAUUAUCUUUGACCCCGAUUGGAAUCCUUCAACAGAUGUUCAGGCUCGGGAGCGAGCAUGGCGUCUUGGUCAGAAGAAAGAGGUUACAAUCUACCGACUCAUGACUGCUGGUACGAUCGAAGAGAAGAUGUACCAUCGCCAGAUCUUCAAACAAUUCUUAAGCAACAAGGUAUUAAAAGACCCGAAACAGCGUACUACUUUCCAGCUCCAGGAUCUCCAUGACCUCUUUACGCUAGGGUCUUCUGGAGAUAAGGUGACAGAAACAGGGAAGUUAUUCGAAGGCUCGGAAGUUCAGUUUAAUAAUACUUCAACUAAAGAUGGCCCGAGUCAGAAGGCUAGCGAGGCAGCAGAGCCUAUGGAGAUACAAAGUAAAUCAGCUAUUGAAGACGGUGAUCGUGAUCUCCAUUCUAUAGCAGGUGUAGCUGCUCUCGAGGACUAUGAGCCUGACCCCGAUACAAAGCCGGCGCCGACAGAGGAAGACCGGAUCAUGGAAGGUCUUUUUGCCCGCUCUGGUGUACAUUCGGCACUCGAACAUGAUAAAAUAGUCAACGGUAAGAAACAAUUGAGAGCCGACCCAAGAUUACUUCAGCAAGAAGCAGAUCGCGUGGCGGCACAGGCAGCUGCAUCCCUUCGACGAGCAGGUGAGCAGACGCACUCGGUGCCUAUUGGCACUGUUACCUGGACCGGUGAAGUAGGCGAGGCCGGUAGACCAUCUAACAUCCGUAGGGGUCGCGGCGGCCCCGGUUCAGCUAGUAUAUUAGCCGGAUUAGCUGAUAGGCAAGGACUGAGCUCACCCGCAGGUAGUUCUCGCUCAGGAUCAGCAACGCCCACACCAGCCAGAGGAACAAACUUAGGGGCUAAAGAUUUCGCGAAGAUGAUUCCGGAAUUCAUCAAAGCCCACGGAGGCAAGGUCCCCACGAAACUACUGGUUGAUCAUUUCAACCAAUUUUGUAUUACGAAGAAGCAGUCUGGCGACUUCAAGACCGCCCUGGACCGGGUUGCUCAGAUGGAGAAAAGGGGGUCUACUAUGAGGGGUAUCUGGGCCCUGAAACCAGGACACUGA